ACCGGAGCCCACCCUCCUGGGCUGGAAGCCCUCCCUCCGCAACCAUGGUCUGGAAGAAACUGGGCUCUGGCAACUUCUCCAGCUGCCCCAAUGGCUCCCGCCAGUGGAUAUGGGAUGUGUUUGGUGAAUGUGCCCAGGAUGGUUGGGACGAAGCCAGUGUGGCCCUGGGCUUGGUCUCCAUUCUCUGUUUCGCUGCAUCCACCUUCCCCCAGUACAUCAAGGCCUGCAAGACGGGCAACAUGGACCAGGCCCUGUCCCUGUGGUUUCUCCUGGGCUGGAUUGGUGGAGACUCCUGCAACCUCAUCGGCUCCUUCCUUGCUGACCAGCUGCCCCUGCAGACCUACACAGCUGUGUAUUACGUCUUGGCAGAUCUGCUGAUGCUGACACUGUACUUCCAUUACAAGUUCAAGAAAUGCCCCUCCCCAUUGGCUGCCCCCAUCAAUUCUGUGCUCUUGUUCACCAUGGGGACGGUGUGUUCUACACCACUGCUGAGCAGCUCUGGCCCUGUGGCUGCCCCGAGGGAGGUCUUCCGGGGGCGGACGCUCCUGUCUGUGGAGCCGGGCAGUAAGCCCUUCACUCGGCAGGAGAUCAUCGGCUUCGUCAUUGGCUCCAUCUCCAGCGUGCUGUACCUGCUCUCCCGGCUGCCUCAGAUCCGCACCAAUUUUCUACGGAAAUCAACUCAGGGAAUCUCCUACUCGCUGUUCGCAUUGGUGAUGCUGGGGAACACAUUGUACGGACUGAGCGUGCUGCUCAAAAACCCUGAGGUGGGCCAGAGCGAGGGCAGCUACCUGCUGCACCACCUACCGUGGCUCGUGGGCAGCCUGGGUGUGCUGCUGCUGGACACCAUCAUAUCCUUUAGGUUUCUGGUGUACAGGAACAAUGCCUCCUCCCCAGAGUGUGAGCCCCUCCUCCCCAGCUGACCAAUACCAGGCUGAGCCCAGGAUGACAGGGACCUCCAGAUGCCAUACCCAGGAAGGGAGAGGUGUGGACGGAGAUAGUGCUGCUGCCUCUGGAUUGGGCCAUGGAGGAAGCCUGUGGGAGGUCUAGAACUCCCGGCCUGCCUACCUCCCCAGCACGCCUGGAAUCCUUUUCCAGAGCAAGACGCUCCCGUGGCCGGCCUACCCCGCCCUGCCUCGGAACACCUCCCAGGUCUGAGGCAGCUGUCCCUGGCAGCCUCGAGUGAGGGGCUGCAGCUGGGACCUCAGGGCCUCUUGGAAAACAGUGCAGCUGCCCCUCCUGCCCACCUACCUCAUUCUGCCUGCUGCCCCCCUGGAGGGGCCACAGCUGCAGCCUGGUGGACCCAGGACUGUCCUGUUGACUCCAGACAACCUAGUAAAUGGUACUUCCCA
Molecule: messenger RNA, 1349 nt
Organism: Galeopterus variegatus (Sunda flying lemur)
Lineage: Eukaryota; Metazoa; Chordata; Mammalia; Dermoptera; Cynocephalidae
Gene: SLC66A1
Product: PQ loop repeat containing 2
Exons: 7
Coding region: 45-920 (291 amino acids)
Source: RefSeq, a predicted model, not a curated record